This is a messenger RNA of Cyclospora cayetanensis, 843 nucleotides long. Its product is annotated as cyclin-dependent kinase B2-1-like. Lineage: Eukaryota; Apicomplexa; Conoidasida; Eucoccidiorida; Eimeriidae. Gene Ontology annotation, cellular component: cytoplasm. Gene Ontology annotation, biological process: signal transduction; protein phosphorylation. The record is from RefSeq and is a predicted model, not a curated record. Bases 1 to 843 code for a protein of 280 amino acids. The transcript is spliced from 6 exons. Gene Ontology annotation, molecular function: protein serine/threonine kinase activity; ATP binding.
AUGUCUGCGGCUAUAGAUAUCUUAUAUUCGAAUGAAGCUCGAAGUAUACGCCCACAAUUUCACGUUGAAAAAUUGCUGGGUCAAGGGACGUUUGGGAAAGUGUACCUCGUACGCGACACCUCCACCGGAAAGUUAAAAGCGCUGAAAAGAACACAAAAAUGGAAGCGCACAGCUUCUAGGGAAGUUCUUUGCAUGGAAGAGAGCCGCGGAUCCGCGUCGUUGGUAGCCGCUGAUUCAAUUUUCUACUCAACGACGCCCGGCGGCUUCACAGUGCAAAACGUUCUAAUGGAGUACAUGGGGUGUUCACUUCAGUCGUUUCUUUCAAAGAUUAGAAAAGAACGUCGGGCAGAUAACUCUGCAGGCAAUACUUUUCCAUGGAUUCGCCACAUGGCUAGCCAAAUUGUUCACGGAGUAUACGAGCUGCACUCUAGGGGGAUCCUCCAUCGCGACCUCAAGCCAGAAAAUGUAUUGAUUGAUGACAAACCAAACGGCUCAAUGACCGUUCGGAUAUGCGAUAUGGGCUCCAGCAAGCGGCUAACCUACAAGGACGAACAUUCCAUGCCAUACAUUUGCUCGAGAUGGUACAGAGCACCUGAAUUACUUCUGGGCGCGACUCAAUAUUCAAUGGCCGUGGAUCUCUGGUCAUUAGGAUGUCUCCUUGCCGAGCUUAUUUGUCUGCGGCCUUUGCUGGAAUGCGAAGUACCAUUUUGCACUCAGGCAAAACCUGCGGAGCAUACCCGAGAGAGUGGUUUCGCUUCUGAAGUGUUUCAGCUGAUGGCGCUCGUAGAGCUUCUUGGAUCACCGAAUGAGUGCGAAAAACGCGGAAACACCACAAUGGGCUGA